AUGUCUUCUAUCAUCCACAUACAAGAUGUUGAGCGCCAGCCCGUCGUCGGCCUCAGCACUUCUACGCACGUUGCUGAAAAUAUGCCAGACUUUCGAGAUCGAGCGGGGCAGGGCUGCUUCCUCUGCCUAGAGAGUCAUAGAUAUGGACAAUACGCUGUUCUCGUGCCGUGUCUUCGACCAACGAAGACCCGCCGGAUAAAACGGUAUUCUAACGCCUUGUCUAAGAAUCCGAAACCCAUCUAUGAGAAGAUGAUACCUUGGGAGAGUGCCUGCGAGUCAGAUAGUGAGAUUUAUGAGAGACUCACGGAAAUAUCCUACGAGUAUCUGGGCCCUUGGAAAAGAUGGCUGCCUUACUACGGAAUCACAGAAGUGCUAGAGGUCAAGUUUCAAUUUUCUGGCGUCGUUGAAUCGGAUGAGCGUUAUCCUAUCCAGAUGGAAUCAGUUGAAACUGAGAAGGUCUUAGAGGAGUGCGAGAAGAUUAUAACAAGACAUCCAACCGGUGAAUACGUUGAAUUUAGCGACGCGUGCUUAGACAAUUAUGUUCACAGUGAGGAAUGCCUCAUCGGGAUGCGGGCGUUGUCCUCGCCGUGUAUCAAAGUUGACGCAGAGAAAGCGGAACAGCGCCGCAAGAGGCUUAUAUUGCUGUCGCGACUAAAGGACUGUGCUCGGGACCCGGCGAGAGCCAAUGGACUGCGUACGUUGGAAGGUCUGGCGCAAGAGUGUUGCAUCUACGAUAUAAAGUAUUAA
Clonostachys rhizophaga is the source of this 747-nucleotide messenger RNA. Lineage: Eukaryota; Fungi; Ascomycota; Sordariomycetes; Hypocreales; Bionectriaceae. The record is from the annotation of a GenBank genome assembly.